Molecule: messenger RNA, 1414 nt
Organism: Galendromus occidentalis (western predatory mite)
Lineage: Eukaryota; Metazoa; Arthropoda; Arachnida; Mesostigmata; Phytoseiidae
Product: ubiquitin domain-containing protein 1
Exons: 3
Coding region: 13-720 (235 amino acids)
Molecular function (GO): protein binding
Source: RefSeq, a predicted model, not a curated record
GUGCUUGCUGCAAUGGGCAGUUGUUUGAGCUCUUCUAGAGAUCGCUCGAGACCUUCUAGUGCCGAUAUCCAGAUCGGUAGCGUACAAUUAUCUGCGAUUUCGAUCGGGAAAAAUCAAGCCCUCCGAAAUGAGCCUUUGAAGUGGAAAAGUGAAGUGCCCUUGACGGAGGGGCAAUUGAGAUCAAAACGGGACGAGUUCUGGGACACGGCACCAGCGUUCGAUGGCCGCAGAGAAAUCUGGGACGCCUUGAGAGCCGCCGCAGUGGCCUCAGAGAGCAGUGACUAUUCUCUAGCUCAAGCCAUAGUGGACGGAGCCAACAUCUCAUUGCCGAAUGGGACUCUUCUGGACUGCUACGAUGAGCUUGGCAACCGUUAUCAGCUACCGAUAUACUGUCUCUGUUCUCCGAUAAAUCUAGUCGAAGACUCUUCUUCUUCUAUGAGCGAUUCGCCAUCCCCUGAAAGUGAGCCUUAUCUUAGCGGCGAGGAAAUUAUUUUGAAAGUUCGGACAUCGACGCUGGGCCCCGACCGAAAACUGAACGUGAGAACUGGAGAAUCAAUCCUCCAUGCUAAGCGGAGACUCCAAGCAUCGAUCGAUGUUGACACGUCUUCUCAGCGAUGGUUCUUCGGCGGAAAACUGCUCCAGGACAAGCAGAAAAUCAGUGAUACUAAACUACAGUCAGGACACGUAGUCCAGGUCGCCAUUCCUCCAGCACAGACGUGAGGAGAUGAGGAAGAAAUCCUCUGCCGUCUUCCCCAGGAUACGGACGGACAGACGGAGCAGCAGAGGACGAUGGCCGUGAGCACACCAGUGAGGGUAAUCAGGAAGAGUUUGUGGUAAUCGGAAAGAGUUUGUAGUAAUCGGAUGCCUAGAUCUACGUUAAAUAAUGAUAAUAAGUUGAAGCCAUUGUGUUCACAUGACCUGUACCGUGAUAAAAUAUCAGGGUAUCUCCCGAGAUCCGAACGCCUUGGGGAUUUUGGACCCAGUUCCUGCGAUUUCAGCGGGAGUCGUGUCGACGUCCAUAGAGGGGUUGUCAUAGUCGAGUGGAAAGGAAAUCAAUGAGAUAGUUCAGACAUCAAUCUGGAUCUAGGCAACUAGGGUAAUGAAACUGUAUUCGAUCACUUGUGCCAUGGAAUCUCAGAGUCAUCCUUGGGGGAUCGAUGUUGUAUUUAUGUUGUACAGUUAUCCUUAUAUUACCUGAGCAUUCUCAGGAAUGUGAGUACUUGCGAGCGUGACUGCAUGUACGGAGAAUAAUCAAAGAUAGUCUUCUGGAGCGCGUGCGAAAGCCCAGAAUGAUUUAUUGUCCACACCUCGAGCCUCCUCCGGGACGAGGAGCGUGAGACGGACGACUGUGUGAAGAUAUCUCUAUUGAGUUCAAUGUACAGCAUCUGAAUUAAAGAGAAACUCAAUUUUCGGU